Molecule: messenger RNA, 1503 nt
Organism: Aphanomyces invadans
Lineage: Eukaryota; Oomycota; Saprolegniomycetes; Saprolegniales; Verrucalvaceae
Exons: 8
Coding region: 53-1402 (449 amino acids)
Biological process (GO): ubiquitin-dependent protein catabolic process
Cellular component (GO): COP9 signalosome
Source: RefSeq, a predicted model, not a curated record
GUUUAUUUUGUGGUGUCCCCAUUUUGAAACUUGGUGUGCCCAACACAGCAACAUGGCAUCGCUCACCGACUUCAUCUUGACGAACUGCAAGAAGUCUGGCACGGCCUUGGAGUGCAGCGAUCUCUGGAAAGAAGUCUCGACGGCGUCUGUGGAUGACCUGGACCAUGCCCUCGAAUGCCUCAACGCGAUCGAUUACGCGGCGGCGAUGGCAUACCUUUUACUGGUGAAGGGAAAGAAACUCAGCAAACUCCAGCGCCAAGAUAGAACUGGUGACAGCAAUGCCGACGACGGCGACGUUGACAUGGCCGUUCAAGCAGACGGCAAUGACGAUCGCAAUGCAAAACUCUCGUUUCUCCAUCAAGUCAUAUCGUAUCUUGGCGACAUUGUCGGUGUUCCUGAAGAAGCGCCCGAUGCGUCUCGAUUGAGCGACUUGGUGCAGCUCGCCGUGCAGGUUGCCAUCGCGAUUCACGAAACCAUCCGACUGGUGUAUCCAUUGCGGCAGUUGCUUCAGAAAUGGCGCUCGUCGGAGCUGUCCCGUCAAAAUGCGCUCACUCCGUAUCACAGCACAUUCGUCCUCGCUUGUGUCUACGCCAAGUGCUACCACGCAGCUCUCUCCGUCGUCGACGAGCCCAUCUUUGACAUUGCAAGUCCCCAAGCAGCCGUCCAGUCGAUUCAUGUGCUCGAGUACUUUUACUAUGGGGGGAUGGUGUACACAGGCCUGAAGCAAUUCCGCGCCGCCGCGACGUUCUUCCUCAUGACAUUGACGGUGCCUGCAUAUGCCUUGAGUGCCAUCGCGAUUGAAGCGUACAAGAAGUUCAUCCUCGUGUCCCUCCUGUCCGACGGCCAGGUCUCUCCACUUCCAAAGAGCGCUUCACCGGCCGUAUCCCGCGCUCUGGAAUCGUAUGUAGCGCCGUACGUGGCGUUUAUGAAAGCGUUUACGUCGUCGUCAUCGACGCCGCAAGUCGUGGCUGUUGCGGCGGCGGACAUUCCAGACAACGGCGGUCUUGUCAAGCAAUGCUUGGUCGCUUUCAAACAGAUUCGCGUGCAGAAGCUGCCACAAGUGUACACCACCGUGUCGUUGACCAAAGUGGCGGCCGAGAUCCACGCAACUAUCAGCGAUGCCGAAGCGUGCAUGUUGGACGUGAUUGAAGCGGGAGCGAUCACGGCCGCGAUCGACAAGCAGCAGGACAUGGUGCAGCUCAACCCGCCGUCGUUCGACGAAACAAACUUGCACGCGUCGAUCGAGCAUGCAAUUGCAUUCACGACCCGCCUCCACGAGAUCGACGCAUUGCUCACGAUGCACCCCAAGUACAUUGGCCGCACCAAGGACAAGCGCGGCGCCAAGUUUGCGACAGACGACGCCGCCGGUGGGUCGUGGAUGGCGCAACAGGUCAGUGGAUAACGUCACACGGCGGCUGUCGUGGUCACGAGUGGUGGUGGUUCGUUUUAUUAAAUCAACCGAGGCAAACAUUACACGUGCGGUUGGAAUCCGUACGGAGACGA